This is a messenger RNA of Cooperia oncophora, 414 nucleotides long. The record is from the annotation of a GenBank genome assembly. Lineage: Eukaryota; Metazoa; Nematoda; Chromadorea; Rhabditida; Trichostrongylidae.
AUAUUCCGACGCCCUGGAUCUCGAGCCGGUAGAAAACGAGAAGAUACUGAAGCAAGCGCCAGUGCUGGUAAUGGACAAAGUAGCUAUGUAGACGAGCGAAGUUUGUCUCCAGAAGCUGUUAGUUCAUCGCGAAAGCGAGACGGUGCGACUGCGUCAGAUUUCGAUGCCAUUGCCAAGGCUCCUCACCUCACUGCUUCUCAAUUACAUGGAUUGUUGCAGAUUGACGCAUUCGCUUCAAAAUAUCCUCAACUGGCCAAGCUUGACGAUAUAGACAUAUCGUUGCUGUCACGUUUCCUGUACACAGAAGAUGAAGUGAAGGAUGAGGAUGUACCAUGGACGUGGGAUUACAUAUUUGCUUCGGUCUCUACUGAAUUAAGGGACGAGUGGGCACAGGAAGAAGGCGAUGAAUCAUGA